CUCUCUACCAUUUCCAGCGGGUGGUAGAGGUUGACCAAGUUAGAAAGGCGUCCCUUCCCUCCACAAUUUUAUCCAAACAAACAGAUAGCAUAGGAUAAAGUAAUAAUAAUACCUGCUCCCGAGUCUCCACUCUCUCCGCUAUGUAGUUUCCUUAAUAUCCCAAAAAUCCCUUCUUCAUGGCUUCUUUGCCUUCAGUUGCUGUUACUCGCACUCUCAAACUCGACCCAGAUUUCAGGAAGCACCCCACCACCGAAAAGAGUCCAAGCUUCUCAUAUCAGAGAAAUCAGACACUGACCCAUUUGGAUGGAAGUUCAGAAAAAAGGUCGGUGGACUUCCGAGAAGCACUUUCAAUGAUGAAAGAGGGGACGAAGUUCGAAUCUUCUUAUUAUGUCCCCCUCUUGCAAGAAUGCAUAAACAAAAAUUCGGUUUCGGAAGCACAGAUUGUUCAUGGGCAUAUUAUGAAAACAGUAACACAAGAAGAUUUGUUUGUCAUGACGUUCCUGAUUAAUGUUUAUGCAAAAUGUGGAAGCAUGGAAAAUGCUCAGAAGGUCUUUGACAAUUUGCUUAGAAGAAAUGUUGUUUCAUGGACAACCCUAAUGACUGGUUAUGUUCAAAAUUCGCAGCCUGAGAUUGCCAUCCAGAUUUUCCAAGAAAUGUUGGAGGCUGGGGCUUAUCCUACAAAUUACACUCUAGGAACUGCUUUGAAUGCUUGUUCUUCAUUGUACUCUGUCAUGUUGGGGAAGCAAUUUCAUGCCUAUAUUAUCAAAUACCAGAUUGACUUUGACACAAGUGUUGGCAAUGCCCUUUGUAGCUUUUACUCCAAACUUGGCAACUUAGAAUCUGCUAUUAAAGCCUUUCAGAGGAUUAGGGAAAAGAAUGUGAUCUCAUGGACUGCAGUUAUAUCGGCUUGUGGUGAUAAUGGAGAAGCUGCAAGGGGUUUGAGGUUUUUUGCUGAGAUGCUUGCUGAGGACAUCAUACCCAAUGAGUUCACCUUGACUAGUCUCUUGAGCUUGUGUUGUACAAUGCUGUCUUUGGGUGUAGGGGCACAAAUUCACUCAUUAAGCAUUAAACUUGGCUAUAUGUCCUCUCUACCCAUUAAAAAUUCUAUCAUGUAUUUGUAUCUUAAAUGUGGAUGUAUUAGUGAGGCUGAGAAAUUGUUUGAUAAAAUGGAAACUUUUAGCCUGGUUACAUGGAAUGCAAUCAUUUCUGGCCACUCCCAGAUGAUGGAUUUUGCAGAGGAUGAUCUUUCAGCAUACCAAAGUGGAUGUGAGGCACUUAACAUUUUCUUUAAAUUGAACCAGUCAGGCAUGAAACCUGAUUUAUUCACCUUCUCAAGUAUCCUAACUGUAUGUAGUAGAUUGGUGGCCGUAGAACAGGGGGAACAAAUUCAUGCUCAGAUCAUUAAAUCUGGGUUUUUGUCAGAGGUGGUAGUCGGCACUGCACUAAUUAAUAUGUAUAAUAAGUGUGGAAGCAUUGAGAAAGCAACUAAGGCUUUUGUGGAGAUGAAUACAAGAACUAUGAUAUUGUGGACUUCUAUGAUUACAGGUUUUUCUCAGCAUGGCCAGUCUCAACAAGCGCUGCAGCUCUUUGAGGAUAUGAGACUAGCUGGUGUUAGACCAAACCAGAUUACUUUUGUGGGUGUUCUAUCUGCUUGUAGCCACGCUGGAAUGGUCAAGGAAGCUCUCAGUUACUUUGAGAUGAUGCAAAAGGUAUAUAAGAUUAGGCCUGUAAUGGACCACUUUGCAUGCCUGAUUGAUAUGUUUGUGAGGUUGGGUCGGUUAAAUGAAGCUUUUGAUUUUAUCAAGAAAAAUGAUUUUGAGCCCAAUGAGUUUAUAUGGUCGCUCUUGAUGGCUGGAUGUAGAAGUCAUGGGAAUUUAGAAUUGGGUUUUUAUGCUGCUGAACAAUUACUCAAGCUCAAACCAAAAGACACCGAAACUUAUGUCUUGGUGUUGAAUAUGUACCUCUCUGCUGGUAGAUGGAAGGAUGUUUCUAGGGUGAGAAAAAUGAUGAAAGAAGAGAAGCUCAAAAAGUUACAUGAUUGGAGCUGGAUUAGCAUAAAAAACAAGGUUUAUUCAUUUAAACCAAAUGACAAGUCACAUUUUCGUAGUGCAGAUAUUUACAAAUCAUUGGAGAACUUGCUCGACCAGGCAAAGAGCCUUGGUUAUGAGUCACUAGAAACUUUGGAGGUAACCGAUGGCGAUGAAGAAAAGACAUACUCUUCUACUGCAUAUCACAGUGAAAAGUUGGCCAUUGCAUUUGGGUUGUUGAACACGCCAAAUGCUGCACCAAUACGAGUUAUCAAGAGUAUCUUUAUGUGCAGGGACUGCCAUAAUUUUGUUAAGUUCAUCUCAUUACUGACUGCUAGGGAAAUUGUCAUUCGAGAUAGCAAGCGGCUUCAUAAAUUUGUCAAUGGACACUGUUCUUGUGGAGAAUUUAGUGGUCUUUUUUGAUAUCCUUGUCUGGGUGAGUGGGAUAAAUUCAAAAGGUUGUUACUCUCGUUAAACUUUAACAUGUUUUUUGAGGUUGACUGAUGGAGAGGCGUGUUGUGUAGUCCCUUUUGUUUUCAUACAAGGUCAAAUACAAAGUUCAUACCAA
This is a messenger RNA of Quercus robur (English oak), 2595 nucleotides long. Its product is annotated as pentatricopeptide repeat-containing protein At4g21065-like. Gene Ontology annotation, molecular function: zinc ion binding; protein binding; RNA binding. Gene Ontology annotation, biological process: RNA modification. The record is from RefSeq and is a predicted model, not a curated record. Lineage: Eukaryota; Viridiplantae; Streptophyta; Magnoliopsida; Fagales; Fagaceae. Bases 177 to 2450 code for a protein of 757 amino acids. The transcript is spliced from 2 exons.